AUGGGGGUUGCUGAAAGGCCAGCCUUGUCUUGGGAUGUCUCCAGAACAGCUGUUGCUAACCUUCCAGCCAAAGGACUGGAAAGCCUUAAAGAACUAAUGGCCAAAAACACAUGGACUUUAAAGAAAUUGCCAGCUCUAAAGAUAUUUCUUCACCUAAUGAGAGCUGACCUAUCAUAUCCAAGUCACUGCUGUGCUUUCAAGAGCUGGAAAAAAAACAGUGGAAUCCUGGAGUACCUGACUUGUAACCAGAGCGAGAGUCACAGCUUUCGUAAGAGAAGAUCAGUCAAAUCUUUCAGAGGUCCAUUUUACAAAGAUUAUGCAGAAGAAUACACAGACCACACCGAUACUGUGUAUGACAAAAACACCAAGUUCACAAAUUUUCAUGAAAAUUCCCAUUAUUACAUUUUUUUGGAAGAGCACGGAGAAGGAAAUCUUGGGUUUGGCCAAGAGCUCAAGAACCCUCAAAUGGAAGGCUUCCAGACCUUUGACAGUCAUUACGACUAUCCUGUCUGCGGAGGCAAUGAAGAAGUUAUAUGCACUCCAGAACCUGAUGAGUUUAAUCCCUGUGAAGAUAUAAUGGGGUAUCAGUUUCUGAGGAUUGUGGUGUGGUUUGUGAACCUGCUGGCCAUCCUAGGUAACAUUUUCGUCCUUUUCAUCCUUCUCACCAGCCAUUAUAAACUGACUGUACCACGCUUUCUGAUGUGUAACUUGGCCUUUGCUGAUUUUUGCAUGGGGUUGUACCUCCUCCUGAUCGCUUCAGUGGAUCUCUACACCAGGUCAGAGUACUAUAACCAUGCUAUAGAAUGGCAGACUGGGCCUGGUUGCAACGCAGCUGGCUUUUUCACAGUCUUUGCUAGUGAACUUUCUGUAUACACACUGACUGUGAUCACCCUGGAGCGCUGGUACGCCAUCACUUUUGCCAUGCGCCCAGAUCGAAAGAUUCGUCUCCGGCAUGCCUUGGUUAUCAUGCUGGGAGGGUGGCUCUCGUGCUUUCUUCUUGCCCUUUUGCCACUGGUUGGCGUCAGCAGCUAUAGCAAAGUCAGCAUCUGCUUGCCUAUGGACACUGAAACACCUGUGGCUGAAGCCUACGUUGUCUUCGUUUUAAUAUGUAACAUUAUUGCUUUUGUCAUCAUUUGUGCCUGUUACAUAAAAAUCUAUGUAACUGUGCGAAACCCUCAGUACAAGUCAGGGGACAAAGACACCAAAAUUGCCAAGCGGAUGGCUGUGUUGAUUUUCACUGACUUUCUGUGCAUGGCUCCCAUCUCUUUCCAUGCUUUAUCUGCCAUUAUGAACAAACCAUUGAUAACUGUCACCAAUUCCAAGAUUUUGCUGGUACUCUUCUACCCGCUCAAUUCUUGUGCCAACCCCUUUCUUUAUGCUAUUUUCACCAAAGCUUUCCGAAGAGAUGUGUUUAUUCUGCUAAGCAAGUUUGGUAUAUGUGAGCAUCAGGCUCAAGUCUACAGAGGUCAGACAAUCUCAGCCAAAAACAGCAGUGGCUCUUAUGGGCAGAGAAUCAGCCGAGGGAUAGGUCAGAUUCUUACAAGCAUUCAAGACCCAGGCAAUGAUUACCUUCCUGCCGUGACAAUGCAGAACCAAAUUCUCAUGGAAGAAUGCAAGCAAACUGAGCUGUAA
Molecule: messenger RNA, 1632 nt
Organism: Cariama cristata (Red-legged seriema)
Lineage: Eukaryota; Metazoa; Chordata; Aves; Cariamiformes; Cariamidae
Gene: TSHR
Product: thyroid stimulating hormone receptor
Exons: 3
Coding region: 1-1632 (543 amino acids)
Biological process (GO): G protein-coupled receptor signaling pathway
Cellular component (GO): membrane
Molecular function (GO): thyroid-stimulating hormone receptor activity
Source: RefSeq, a predicted model, not a curated record